Molecule: messenger RNA, 679 nt
Organism: Chilo suppressalis (striped riceborer)
Lineage: Eukaryota; Metazoa; Arthropoda; Insecta; Lepidoptera; Crambidae
Source: the annotation of a GenBank genome assembly
AAUGGAUCUCCUUGUUUUGUUGCAUGCGAUAUUGUAGUCUCAUCAUGAGAACUGCUGGAAUCGAAAGGACUGAGGCUACUGCACGACCGAGAAAAUAUACAUACGGUUGUUGCUCCGCAACUUACGACGAAUAUAAGGAUACGGUGUGUCACCUCUUAUGGCGCCACGGCACUGAGAGCGUCAGCUGUAAUAAGUGCAACGUAAGAAGGUGGCAGUUCGCACUCCACAUCUGCUACGUGCUAUCCUACGAAGAUAUCAUGUUCGAGGAGUGGGCUGCGGAGUCGUCCAGGAGUAUCAGGGAAAGCAUCUACUGUUACUGUGGAAAGAACGUUCCAGACGCACCGAUGAUUGGCUGCGACGGAGACGAGUGUGAAUACGAGUGGUACCACUACGAGUGUGUCGGCAUCACGGAGGCCCCGGACGGGAGCUGGUUGUGUCCGACGUGCGCCAAAUGACGUUGGCUUAAGUCUUUAAGCUCUCAACUGCGCAUUCUAAUAGUCUGUUAAUUAUCUUCCAGUUAUACUUCUUAGUUUGUAACGUUUUCGAUCUUUGAGCUUAACAUAUAUAGUUUUUUAUAUUCUGUAAAAAAUAAUACUUUAUAAGCCAACAUAAAAUAUACUAUUUAUUAUUUACAUUUAAAACAUUAUAGUUAUUAUAAUUUUUAUACUGCAAAAAUAUU